Molecule: messenger RNA, 1073 nt
Organism: Ochotona princeps (American pika)
Lineage: Eukaryota; Metazoa; Chordata; Mammalia; Lagomorpha; Ochotonidae
Gene: CCDC127
Product: coiled-coil domain containing 127
Exons: 3
Coding region: 134-916 (260 amino acids)
Source: RefSeq, a predicted model, not a curated record
GGAACUCUGCGCCUGCGCGUACGUCGCGCUGGGGGUCGAUGGGUGCAGUCUUGCGCCUGCGCAGAGUGGUCCCGCGGAAGGCUGCGCCAGGGACCCGGGCGGUCCUGGCGCCUUCAGCCCUGUAGGUAGGUCCAUGAAUAAUUUAAAUGAUCCCCCAAAUUGGAAUAUCCGCCCUCAUUCCAGGGCUGAUGGAGGUGAUGGAAGCAGGUGGAAUUAUGCCCUGUUAGUUCCAAUGCUGGGAUUGGCAGCUUUCCGUUGGAUUUGGUCUAGGGAAUCCCGAAAAGAAAUAGAGAGAGAGAGAGAAGCAUAUCGUGAGCAGACAGCCGCUUUCCAGCAGGAUUUGGAGGCCAAGUACCAUGCCACAAUCUCAGAGAGUCGACGGGCCGUUGCUCGGCUAUCCCUGGAACUCGAGAAGGAACAAAACCGAACAGCUAGUUAUCGUGAGGCCCUGAUCUCUCAGGGGCGCAAGAUGGUGGAGGAGAGGAAGCUUCUGGAGCAGGAGCGGGCUCAGCUUGUACAGGAGGCGAGGCAGCUGCAGCCCCUGAGGGGCGCCUACCUGCACUGCCUGCAGGGGGAAGAGGACUGGCAGCAGAGAGCCCGGCGUCUGCUGCAAGAGUUUGAGGACGCACUCACAGAGCGCCAGAGCAUCUACUGUAGUCGGUUGCUGCCUCGCGGCCAGCGCCUGGAGAUGGAGAAGAGCCUGUUGGUGCGCGCCUCUGUUGAUCCUGUGGCUGCCGACCUGGACAUGGUGUCAGGGCUGACUGACAUAUUUAAGCAUGAUACACAUUGUGGUGGCAUCUGGAAUACCAACAAACGCCAGAAUGGCCGGCUCAUGUGGCUGUAUCUCCAGUACUGGGAGCUGCUUGUUGAACUGAAAAAGUUCAGGAAGGUAGAGAAGGUCAUCCUAGAGAAGUGAGCCCAGCAUGCAGUGGAUGCUGUGGUGAUGUCCUGGCUGUGGUGGCCCCGGGUGUCCCCACGAGCCAUGGCCAAGUGAAGCUCAUGCAGCACAGAAUGUCCUGUUUGACUUCCAACCAGAAAAGCAUAGCCUCCCAGUUACCUCAGGGGAAAAGUUG